Molecule: messenger RNA, 2601 nt
Organism: Pseudophryne corroboree (corroboree frog)
Lineage: Eukaryota; Metazoa; Chordata; Amphibia; Anura; Myobatrachidae
Gene: WDR1
Product: WD repeat domain 1
Exons: 15
Coding region: 214-2043 (609 amino acids)
Biological process (GO): actin filament depolymerization; sarcomere organization; locomotion
Cellular component (GO): cortical actin cytoskeleton
Molecular function (GO): actin filament binding
Source: RefSeq, a predicted model, not a curated record
AGGGAGCGGGCACGGCGCUGCUGCUGCUGCUGCUGGUAGAGGAGCGCUCACUGAUGACCAUAUAUGGUCACAGCCACAGGGAGACAUCGCCGCGGUGUCAGCUAGUCCUCGGCUUCCGGGUUUGAAUCGCGGGGCGGCUGCAGCAGCCGGGAGACAGGAGGCUGAGAGCAGUGACCGCGCCGCCGGGCUCCGCGCACACACACCGGGGGCAAGAUGCCGUACGAGAUCAAAAAAGUCUUUGCCUGCCUUCCUCAGAUGGAAAGAGGAGUGACGAAAGUCCUUGGAGGAGACCCAAAGGGCAACAACUUCCUGUACACCAAUGGGAAAUGUGUUAUCAUCCGGAAUAUAGAGAACCCGGCUAUCGCAGAUGUCUACACAGAGCAUACUCACCAGGCUGUUGUUGCCAAAUACGCUCCCAGUGGAUUCUACAUUGCAUCUGGAGAUAUCACCGGGAAGGUGAGGAUCUGGGACACUACGCAGAAGGAGCACCUGCUGAAGUAUGAAUAUCAGCCAUUUGCAGGGAAGGUUAAAGACAUAUCUUGGACAGAAGACAGCAAGAGAGUCGCGGUGGUUGGAGAAGGAAGAGACACUUACGGUGCAGUUUUUCUUUGGGAUACUGGCUCCUCAGUUGGGGAAAUUAUUGGGCACAACAAAGUGAUCAACUCUGUGGACCUGAAACAGACACGGCCAUAUCGCCUGAUAACGGGCAGCGAUGACAGCUGCGCUGCUUUCUUCGAGGGACCACCUUUCAAGUUCAAGUUUACAAUUAGUGACCACAACCGAUUUGUGAACUGCGUUCGCUUUUCGCCUGAUGGCAACAGGUUUGCGACAGCGAGUGCUGAUGGUCAGAUUUUCCUAUAUGAUGGAAAAACUGGCGAAAAAAUCGCCUUGCUUGGAGGAGGAAACGCCCAUGCCGGAGGAGUUUACGCUAUUAGCUGGAGUGCUGACAGCACCCAUCUUCUUUCUGCUUCUGGGGACAAAACUGCAAAAAUCUGGGAUGUGGCGGCCAACUCAGCAGUCACCACGUUUAACCUGGGAAUGGAUACGCUGGAUCAGCAACUGGGAUGCUUGUGGCAGAAGGAUUACUUGCUGAGUGUUUCUCUGUCUGGUUACAUCAAUUAUUUGGACAAGAAUAAUCCAGACAGACCUCUACGUGUGGUCAAGGGACACAGCAAGUCAAUCCAGUGCCUGACCGUCCACAAUAAUGAUGGCCGAUCCACCAUUUAUUCUGGCAGCCAUGAUGGACAUAUCAAUUAUUUUGAUGCUGACACGGGGGAGAAUGACACCUUCAGUGGGAAAGGCCACACAAACCAGGUAUCCAGUAUGGCCUUAGACUGCUCUAACCAGCUGGUCACUUGCAGCAUGGAUGACACUGUACGAUACACUAAUGUCACUGCCGGAGUCUACAGUCCUCAGGAUGCCGUGAAGUUGGAUGUCCAGCCAAAGAGCAUCGCUGUUGACUCUAACGGAUACGCUGUGACAAUCUGCAUUGGCCAGAUUGUCCUGCUGAAAGACAAGAAAAAGGUUUUUGUAUUUGAUUCUCUUGACUACGAGCCCGAGGUGGUUGCAAUUCACAAAGGCUCUGCAACUGUGGCUGUUGGAGGAGCGGACGGCAACAUCCAUCUGUAUUCCAUUCAAGGCAACACCCUGAAGGAUGAGGGGAAAUCCCUGCCUGUCAAUGCCGUGGUCACCAGCCUCGCCUAUUCCAACGAUGGGGCCUUUCUAGCUGCUACCGAUGUGAACAGAGGGGUCACCGUCUUCGAUGUUGCCGAUGGAUAUGCUACCUCUGAGAAUUACCGCUUCUAUGGACACCAUGCAAAAGUGGUCUGUGUGGCCUGGUCCCCUGACAAUGAGCACUUUGCCACCGGCGGGAUGGAUAUGAUGGUUAUCGUUUGGACGUUGAGCGAUUCAGAUAAACGUCUUAAAAUGCCAGAUACCCAUCGGCUACACCACGUGAGCGGGUUGGCUUGGUUGGAUGAGCACACGUUGGCUACCGUGUCCCAUGAUGCUUGUGUCAAACAGUGGACAAUCACCUACAAAUGAGGACGGAUCAUGUAACAGCACGUGAUGGCAAUUGGAAAUUCUAUUAAAAUAUAUAUAUAUUUCUGUUAUAUGCUCCGUGGUUAUGAGCCACAUUCUCACCAGACGUGGUGGUGUCUCUCUCUUUUCUCUCUCUAACACAUGUACUUUUAAAAGCUUUAGUCAGUGACCGCUUGCAGGUAAAUAGCUCUCACCUACCCGAUUGUUGUGAUCUACAUUCCAGAGGCAUCAGCCAAAUACUGUAGCACUCGCAGGAGAAGGUUGCAGACGGAUGGAGAGACUGUAUGUGUGCGUGCUCUGUAACCGCAUGAGAGAGUACAGACUUCUGUUUUUGGUUGUAUUUUCUAUUACGGGACAUCACUGUAUCUGCUGUCAUGGUGACACAAAUUGUGAUCUAUUUUUAAAAAUCCUGGUGUGCAGCUACUGUGUCUUGUUGCUCUGCUUGUCCAUAAAACUGUUGCCUCAAACGAAGAAAAAAGUAAAUAAAUAAAAAUAAAAUCCUCCAUUGAUGAAUGGGGUAGACGAGGAAAAAAAAAGAAAAAUAAAAACAAUUUUUAUGUA